AUGCACAAGGCGCGAGUCAGCGAUAAAAUUUGUUUAAAUUUUCGACCCUCUGGCACCUUUUCGGAUUGUCUUAAAGGUCUUCUGGAUUCUCACAGCCCGGAGUCUGAAUCCGAGACGAAUGAUGACUCAGAUCUAAUCGACGGCAUUGCUGAUGAAACGCCUCAGUUGGUGGACGCACAUUCCCCGAUGGAAAUUGGGGAACCCAUUUCAGAAAGUGAUAUUAACUUUGACAGAUCACUCCCUGGCAGACACACAUAUCUUGGCGAAGAUUCCGUGGCAAUCGAUACAACCAAUCAUCAGGAGCCUGGAACUGUUGUUUCACUUCAUAUGCUGCACAAGCCGGGCAUUGUUUUGAUUCCCGGUUACACGCUGCCUCUGUCAUUUACCAGCUACACAGAAGAGGAGCUUGUGAACACUUACCGUGAUCCAGUGGCCAUAUUACCAGGUUGCUUUACUCGACCCAUCCCGUCGGAUUUUGUUGGCCAUAUUGCCACUAUCGCCUAUCUCGUGACUAUCCGAUUCAGUGGAUCAAGGUGCAGCCCUGUUCUUCUCGGUCGACAACGUCUGCGCAUCAUGGAAAUUCAGAUUUCUUCCUCAGAUAAUAGCGUUUUCUGCAAGGGACUGGUUCUUCCAGAGACUUUGAUGGAUGGAGCAUCGUUGGGUCCCAUAAGUAGACUUGCCAUACCUCCUUCCUGGUGUCGCUUUGCCUCCGAACCUGACUUUAUCUUCUCACCCUUGUCAUCAAACGAUCAAUCUCAAAGUCCAGAGCCACGUGUCAUCCCCUACCCUUUGCCCGGAGAUGCUUUUGGCGUCUUUGAUGCUUCGCGUAGCACCUGGUGCCUUCCUACCUCUAUCCCGGAUGCUGGUAGUGACGGAAAUGAUUCCCUUCAACUUCAAAACCCUUGUCGCCUGCCCUGUCGGCGAGACAUCCUGGCCGCAGCAGCCGAUUGUACGACUCCUCACCCCCCAUGGGUCUACCGACAGUACGAUCUGCCCUUCCUGAUUGCCGAGAUUCGAGCCGAACUCUCACGGUGGACUAAUACCUGGCAAAUGGACAAAUGGAAUCCCUCACUUGCAGUGCCAUUUUCUUAUUGGCUGCUGCAAAACCUCCCCCUUACAUGUGUUCAAAAAGGAGAACUCUUAAAAAUCGAUCAUGUGGUUCAGCGGCUGCGAGCCUGUCUUCAGUUCAUCCGAUCGUGCUCUGAGCUUGCCUGCUCCCGAUGUAAAGCUGCAAUAUCCUCUCAGAAGAAUGUUAUUUGCUUGUCGCACGAGGGCUCAACGCUGGCCUACGUGAACCCACAUGGUUUUAUCUUCGAUAUGCUCACCCUCAGUACAGUUCAUCCUGAUUCCAUCGAUUUGAUUGGUGCCCCCACUGCUGAAUACUCAUGGUUUCCUGGAUAUGCGUGGACAAUCGCACAAUGCGGAGCCUGCAACAGCCAUAUGGGCUGGCGGUUCACUGCCACUUCUGAUAACCUUCGACCUCGUCUCUUCUGGGGUAUCAAGCGUCAGGCACUUGUGCACACUGCUGAAGAGGAAACGGAAGUCAGACUCUAA
Molecule: messenger RNA, 1554 nt
Organism: Hydatigera taeniaeformis
Lineage: Eukaryota; Metazoa; Platyhelminthes; Cestoda; Cyclophyllidea; Taeniidae
Source: the annotation of a GenBank genome assembly